GGAGGGAGGUUAUUUUGUAUUAUACACCAAUCACCUUUCUACCCAACACUACUUGUGAAGGUGAACCCUGCAGCACAGCGCUGAAAUACUGCCGGUGCUCCUGAAACCACAAACCAUUAUCUGUGUGUUACUCACCAGGACUGUCACAUUCUCUCUGGAGGCUCCUGCAGCUCAUACGUGCUCCCCAAUUCUGCUGUCUGCCAGGUGGCUCUGCUGGGCAUGGCUGGGCAUCGAAGGGCAUCGCCCCGUCCAACUGGACUCCAGCACAGCCUGCUACUCUGUACCUGUGGUGCGAAGUGGAUGCUCAUGAGAGUUUCUCAAUAACCACUUUAAGAAUGCUGAAUCUGUCUGGACUGACAACUGUGAUAUCAGGCAGUUACUCCAGUGUCACCUUUACCUGAAGCCAUGUUACAGUGAGAGUAAGAAAAGCACUUAAUUACUAAUUCCAAAAUAGACAAAAGCAUUCACAAAGGCGUCUAAAGAUGAAAAGGACAGGAGAGGGAAGGCACUUCAAUGAGCUUGACAAUUUCUUUUAACUAACUGUUCAGCUGAUAAAUGGGCGGAGACAUCACCACCUUGCUUGUCUGGUGAAAACUUAGGUUUCAUGUAAACAAUACGUCAUGGGGCUACCUGUGCAGAAAGGCUAGCUUUGAAGGUUCCUCGUGCUCUCCAUCUUUGAUCAACUCUAGUUCAGAUCUCUACCCUACACACACACAAAUAAUUGUCAGGGUUCAUUAAUUCUCAGGGGAAGAAAGGUAAUAGCUCUUGGGUGUGGCCCAAACCUGCCAAGAGAGUCUUCUCGUAUCUGGCAUAAGUCUGGACAACACGUUAUUUCACUGUAAAGCACAACACCUUUUCCCACUAAGACGGGAAACAUCCAGACCCUGAAGGGAAGCUUCUUCAGCCACUAAAGCUUACGUACACCUAAGCAGACAACAGGUUUGUGCAGGUAUCUAAUUAGAAUCUAGUGCCUGUGGCUUAUUAGAGGCUUUUGACUAAGAGUACACAAGACGAUAACCAGUCCCUUUGGGGUGAUGAGGGGUUAUCCACCACUCUGUCUUUCGAGAAAUACCUUGAGAGUAGCCAGGGAGCCUCUUCAGUUGUCCAUGUUGCAUGAAAGUGAACUCCAGCAGCCUCUCCCAUCUUACCCAGCCAGAGGCAGCAGACUCAUGCAGCAGGUAACUCCACUCCUCCACUAAAAAAAUCUCGCAUCGGCAGAGACUGCUGAUCUGCGUCAUUGCCCUGUGCAUGCAAUGACAUCCAGGGUAAAUGUGACACGUGGGCAAGUUUAGUCCUUAACAGAAAGAAGAUAUUUUGGAAGUGUAAGAAGUGUAGCUUAGUGCACUACAGAUAUCUCUAGUCCUCGUAAACUCUUGGUGGUUCUGUACUUCUGCAACAUUGGCUUCCCUGGGAGAAGUUUGAGUUCAAGUUCUCAUGAAAUGUAAGGAAGGGGAACAAAAAUGGUUGUACCUUAUGAGGGUUUUGUGACCUGGACACCAAAGCAUAAAGUAAGCUUCUUUCCUUUCUAGUGAGGCUGCCCAACACCUCUCAUCAGAUAGGUCAAGUGCAUUAAAAUACAGUCAAGUACAUUAAAAUACAAGUAGUAGCUACAGUGGGUAACAAAAGAAUAGCUGAAAAACAGUAACUGAAAAGGCAGAUUGCAACUGGCCAUACCAACAAAAGAUUACAACAGAUGCAUUGGCGCAGAGGACAAAGUGCAGAUAUACUCUGCAGUUUGGUACAGGAAGUGAAGAGUUCAUUCCCAUUGGAAAUGGGGGAGGAAUUUGACCCGGCAAAUUCUGAUUGACUUGCAUGGAAAGGGAUUCCCUAUCACAAAACAUCCCACAGGGUUUGUCAUACCUGCAAAUAGCCAAGGUAUGAGUUUCAUGUCUCCUCUGCAACAGAGAAAUUUAGCAGACAACCCUCAUAAGGAUCACUUUGGGGAUACUGCUUGAAUGCUAUGUCAAAAUGAUCCCCAAAGCUAUAGGUAUAAUGGAAAGGCUUUUCACUGGAGGCAGAAAGGCAACAUUUCAAAUCAAUUAUUUUUUCUUGUAGGUUUUUUGAGACUAAAAGCUUUCCUCCUUUAUGGAGUUCGGAAAAAAUAAUAAUAAUCUUACAUAACAAAGACCUUCCUGUGACAGAGAACUGCAACACCCACACAAGUAAUACCUUUUAGCCACCCAUUUUUGCUGCAUGUUCAGAAAGUACCAUCCUGUAGAGACAGCACCAUCUGCAGGAUUUGAGAGAUGGAGCACAGACACCUUACUCAGCAGAACACUGCCCAGGCAUCUGGAAAGGUUUUCCAGAGAAGCCUUCAGCCAGGGAAAUAUGAGCAGCCACAGGACUCUGUGGGAUAACACAAGAAGGACUGCAAUCCUUCCUGGUGCUCUGGCACAGCACAGGGUUUUUUUUAAGAGAAAGCCUGAGUAGCUUGUCUGUCAGAUUAUUCCCACUGAGGGGUCUUGGUACCGUGACGGCAACACUUCUGUGCAAGCAUGGGCAGUGGUGCACAUGGAGGAGCAGUGAGCAUGCCUUUUGUGUCACCUGUCCCAUAUGUCAGCCAGCAUUCAGCUGGUUUAUUGACAAAUGUCAUGUUAGGAGUCUAUUAAAUUAAAAUUGAAGACAUUUUAACUCCUUCACUGCAAUAAGUUGUCAUUCUUUGGUGUGUGUUAAUCAAAAGGCUCCUCGUUACACAGUAUAAUUUCACACUGUCAAAUGUACUUUCAGACUUAUUCCUGAAAAUCUACAGCUUGUUUUAGGAGAUACAUAAUAGUAUACAGGAGCAUUAGCUCCAUCUUGUAUGGCUUCUGUGUGGUUAUUAAAAAAAUAUGCUCAAGCAGUGCCCUCUUCAGGAUGUAGAACCGUCCAGCCACAUUAAUGUAGUAUAGGACAGGCCUUCGGGGCAAAAUCAGCAGUCUCAGCAAAGCUAUUCUGUGUCUGUAAAUUUGGCGCUAUGGUGUGAAAUCCUAGUGCUGGCUAAGUGUCUAACAGCUGACAUCAGCCUGCAACUGAGCCACUGGCAUUUAGGAGAAUUCUAAGCCUUUUACUCACAGGCCACUUCCGAUGAAUAAAAUGUCAGCGCAAAGAAGGGUCUGGUUUCUUUUACCGAUUCAUCAAUGAAAGAAAAAUCUCAAAGUAUUUAUUAGCUGAGAUCCAAAUUUAUGUUGCCUCAUACCAGCACGCAUCCAUCUGUGUGUGCUUGCAAAAACCUUAUUUUUCUAUCUAGGUCUAUAUUUUCUAUGAGUAUUUUUUUAAGGCCAGCUUGAAAGGUAAUUUUACCAUUCUAAUGUCAAGAAUGAAAUGCUGAUGAAUGGAGAAACCAACAGUCCCCAGGGAGUAUCACAGUUCAGAUUCCUUCUAGAAGCACAUUUAAAAGUUAUUACAAUGAAAUGCAGAAUCAUGAGAAAAGCCUGAGGGGCCAUGACCAUUGUAACUGUAAGCAGACAUGUUUUUCUUUCCCAUUCUCACAAUAAAUAGAUAUGGAAGUGUUCCAAGAGGCUCUCUGAUUGCUUUUUGCUUUGGCUGCAUGUCACGUUGCUCGAAUGGCUGUGGAAAACUCAGGAGGGAUGCUUUUGCCUCUGACUCAGUGCUGGCUUUGCCGGACCCACUGACUGUGUGCGUGUAACUUAGUUUGUGCUGCUCUUCCCUCAGUCAGUGCCCAGACACGCAAUGACUCAGUGAAUUACACAAAGAUGGAAGACUGCCGUGCCUCAGGAUCAGCUCUGACUCCAGGGACCCACACAGUACUUACUACAGGGUGCUGUGAUGAAGCAUCUAUUCCGGCUUGAAGAGGAAGGCCCAAACACAGCAUGAUGCCACACAGAAAGCAGUGUGUGGGCUGGUCGUGCCUUCAGUCAGCGAGCUAAGGACAAGCAAUUCCCUGGGCAGGUGCCAGCUGUGGUCUCCCCCCAGCACUGCCAUGUUUUUCCCUCACAAGCACACCUUAAAGUGGCUGGGAAAGGCAAGCCUGAGGGAAAUAUGACUGAGGUCAGCGCACAUCUGCUGCUCCCCUUCAGCACUACAGGCAGGGAGCGAAGCAGAUGAAACCUCACACAAGAAAUCUUCUGACAGAGCUGACAGCGAGCCCACGGGGCAACCAGGCUCCAGAGAGCCAAGCGACAGGGACAUCACACAGCCGAGGGGGCAGACGGACGCACAGACACACCACAACACCGGCUGAGGGAGCAGGACGCUGAGCAACACAUCCCCUCAGGGAUCAGAGGGCGCCGCCGCCAUUUUGCGCAUGCACCGGGGCCGGCCCUCAGGGCGGCGGGCGGCGGUGCCGCCUCAGCCAGCGCCAUGGCGGCCGCCGGGGCGGUGAGGAGCAGCGGGAGCAGCAGCAGCAGUUCCUUCUGCGACCGGCACGCCCGCCUGCUCCUGGCCCAGAUCAACCGGCUCCGCGCCGGGCAGAGCUUCUGCGAUGUGCGGCUGGAGGUGGGCCCGGAGGCGUUCGCCGUGCACCGCCUGGUGCUGGCGGCCAGCAGCCCCUAUUUCGCGGCGCUGCUGGCGGGCGGCAUGAAGGAGAGCGGCCGCGACGUGGUGCGCAUCGCGGGCGUCGAGGCGGACAUCUUCGGUACGCUGCUGGACUUCAUCUACACGGGGGUGGUGAGCAUCGGGGAGCACAACGUGCAGGAGCUGAUCGUCGCCGCGGACAUGCUGCAGCUGAGCGAGGUGGUGGAGCUGUGCUGCGAGUUCCUCAAGGGGCAGAUCGACCCGCUGAACUGCAUCGGCCUCUUCCAGUUCGCCGAGCAGAUCGCCUGCCACGACCUGCUGGAGUUCACCGAGAGCUACAUCCACACGCACUUCUUGGAGGUGCAGGGCGGCGAGGAGUUCCUGGCGCUGACGAAGGAGCAGCUGGUGAAGAUCUUGCGGAGCGAGGACCUGAGCAUCGAGGAUGAGUACCAGGUGUUCGUAGCUGCCAUGCAGUGGAUUUUGAAGGAUCUGGGGAAAAGAAGGAAGUACGUGGUGGAAGUGCUGGAGCCUGUUCGAUUCCCUCUCCUACCAGCGCAAAGGCUUUUAAAAUACAUAGAAGGUAUUCCAGAUUUCAGCCUUCGGGUGGCCCUUCAAACUCUGUUGAAAGAAUAUUGUGAAGUCUGUAAAUCUCCCAAAGAAAACAAGGUCAGCAGUUUUCUGCAAGCUUCUAAAGGUCGUCCCCGGAGGAAAGCCAGGAAGUACCUUUAUGCAGUAGGGGGGUACACCCGACUGCAAGGAGGACGCUGGAGUGACAGCAGAGCCCUCAGCUGUGUGGAGCGAUUUGACACUUUCAGCCACUACUGGACCACGGUGUCCUCUCUCCAUCAGGCCCGGAGUGGGCUGGGUGUGGCUGUUGUCGGAGGAAUGGUCUAUGCCAUUGGAGGUGAGAAGGACUCAAUGAUUUUUGACUGUACUGAAUGUUAUGAUCCCGUCACUAAGCAGUGGACCACUGUGGCUUCCAUGAACCAUCCUCGUUGUGGACUGGGAGUGUGCACGUGCUAUGGUGCUAUCUAUGCUUUAGGAGGUUGGGUUGGAGCAGAGAUCGGCAACACAAUUGAAAGAUUUGAUCCUGAAGAAAAUAGUUGGGAUGUGGUGGGAAGCAUGGCUGUGCCCCGUUACUACUUUGGGUGCUGUGAAAUGCAAGGUUUGAUUUAUGUUGUUGGCGGUAUCAGCAAUGAAGGAGUAGAGCUACGUUCUGUUGAAGUCUAUGACCCAAUAUCUAAACGUUGGUCUGAGCUUCCUCCCAUGGGUACCCGAAGAGCGUAUCUUGGUGUAGUUGCUCUCAACGAUUCUAUCUAUGCUGUGGGAGGCUGGAACGAAUCUCAAGAUGCUCUUGCUACUGUAGAAAGAUACUCCUUUGAAGAGGAAAAGUGGGUUGAAGUUGCACCAAUGAAGAUACCAAGAGCUGGUGUCUGUGUUGUGGCUGUGAAUGGAUUUCUUUAUGCCUCAGGAGGCCGAGCUCCCAGUCACGAUUUCGCUGCUCCAGUAACCUCUGACUCUGUUGAAGUUUAUAACCCGCAUAUGGACAGUUGGACUGAAAUUGCCAACAUGAUCACCAGCCGCUGCGAAGGAGGCGUAGCUGUGCUGUAAAGCACAAGGAAGAAACUUCAUCCAAGGAAUGAGUGAACGUGUGUCUCCUCAGAGUUCCAGUUUCAUUGGCCAGAAACCUCCUGGCAGCAGAAGCUUCAGUAGAGACAGUGGAGAAUUAGAUGAGAGUGCUUUUCUUAGGCAAAAGGAAAUAUUAAAACUCUUGCCCAUCAAAGUAAAUUGGCUUAUCCAAAGUCUGUUUCAGGAAGUACUCUGUUAAGGGUAGGAAUGUCUCUUAUGACUGGAUUAAGUCCACUGAAAUGGCAAAUUUGCCCUGUAAAAAAUCUGAAGAAAUCAUUCCAGCAUGCUAGAGACAUUAAUCAUAUUAAUUCCCUAAGAUGCACUAAAGUUAGCGUCUUUAGCUGGUCGUACAAGCUGGAAGAAGGCUGCUAUGGAUGGUGGGAGUCACCUGAUAAUAAGAGCAGGUUGGCUACUUGGUUAGCAUUAGUUUUCCUUUUCUGGGAGAAAACAAGGAGGAAAAGAUGAGAGGCAGGGAAGACUUGGUACCUCUACUUGUGACCCAGAUGCAUUUGAGCCUCUCUUCUGCUGCUGGGCAUAGGCAUUAAAUGUGGGUUAGAUGUUUACUUCCCUGCCACCUGACUAACUGUGAUGGUAAGUGGCUGAGGAUUUCCUGUUCCGUAGUUUUUUCUUGCAGUUCUAAUGAUGUCAUUCCACUUCAGCACAGCCUUUUUUUUCCCUCAGUGGUGUCAGCAAUGAGAGUAGAGCUCCUUUUUUGUGUAAACUUUGAUUUUAAAUGGAAAUGCUGUUCAUUAGAUUAGGUGUCCUGCAGUUAGGACUGUUCUUAAACUGAAAAUCUAGGGAAAGCCUUUUGCCCAUUUUUAUUUUUCCUUACUUGUGUUUUACCCUGUGUGACGCAUGCCAAGAUUUGGCAUUGGAAUACAUGCAAGGUGCACAUGUUCAUCCUUGCUACAUCUUGUGUCCUGCCUCUUCCAAACUUUGAGUGGUUGGAGCUUUCCGUGAUAGAAUUAGCUGUGUUCAGCAUUGAAGUGAUGCUAUCAGUGUGUCUUGUCUUAAUGAGUUUGCAUUUAGCGUGGAUACACUUAGUAGAACAGUUCUUGUUGCAGGAGUUUGGAGUUAUUUCUAGAUUCAUUUAAUUAACGUUGUACUUGAAGCUGCUUUUUGCACAACACAAUUGCAUUGUCUGCACAGCUAUAGAUGACUCUGAAAUAAGGCUGCUUGAACUUUGAUAGACAGUGUUACUCUAGAACACAAAACCACAACUGGAAUGUUACAAAACAGGAAGCCUGCACUAUGGAGACAAAGAGGCAUUCAUGCUGUCUAAGUCAAUAUCCCGUUUGUGCAAUUAACAAAUUAAUAUACGAGCAAAAGCCUCCAGAAUGAGUGUUUCAGGUACUUUAGAAUGUAAACCCUUGAUUCUUAACACAGAACUGGGAGCUUGCCAGCCUAAAACGUGCUAGACAAUGGAGUAUUUGUUUCUCGGAUCACUCAAUUUUGUAUGUUUUAUUUCAAAAUGAUUUCUUAAGUGUGUCUAUUCUGUCUUUUUUCAAGUUUAAGCUUGUUUUAAACAGUUUUUCAUAAUAAAAUGCAUUUUUGUAACUUAGUGUGGAAUGCUCUUGAAUAGGGUGCUUUCCCAUUGUAAUCAUUGUUGUAUCAUUGCUACUUUCAUCUAAUAGGUUAUUUUGUUUGUUUAUUUUAACUGGAAAUCCCCCUGGUUAUAAAUGUUGACUACUUUAAAGCUGCAAAUAACAUACUUCUGUAGU
Cygnus olor (mute swan) is the source of this 7802-nucleotide messenger RNA. It is a transcript of the gene IPP, whose product is annotated as intracisternal A particle-promoted polypeptide. The record is from RefSeq and is a predicted model, not a curated record. Lineage: Eukaryota; Metazoa; Chordata; Aves; Anseriformes; Anatidae. Gene Ontology annotation, molecular function: actin binding. The coding region runs from base 4300 to 6063 and encodes 587 amino acids. The transcript has 8 exons.